GCCAUAUUGAUGCAUAAGCACAACAAGCACGGAUGUUUCCCCUGACGGUUUUAACAAGGUUUUUCAUGUCAUAUUUCUUUGUAAAUCAGCUAUAACCAGUCGUGUGUAAAACGUCAUCCCCGCGGGAUAAAGCUUCUCCGAGUGGCCCAGCCUGACACCUGAAACGUGGAAGCGGACGGUAGAGAUUGUGUCGACUCUCUUUUCCUCAGCCCGUGUUAGCCCAGUAUGGCCUCGCGAAAGAAGGUGCUCCUGAAAGUGAUCAUCCUGGGGGACUCCGGUGUGGGAAAGACCUCCCUCAUGAACCAGUAUGUCAAUAAGAAGUUCAGCAACCAGUACAAAGCCACCAUUGGGGCGGAUUUCCUCACUAAGGAGGUGAUGGUUGACGACCGGCUGGUCACCAUGCAGAUCUGGGACACUGCAGGUCAGGAGCGUUUUCAGUCUCUGGGCGUGGCGUUCUACCGGGGUGCAGACUGCUGUGUGCUGGUGUACGACGUGACCGCACCCAACACUUUCAAAACGCUGGACAGUUGGCGGGACGAGUUCCUGAUCCAGGCCAGCCCCCGAGACCCUGAAAACUUCCCAUUUGUGGUGCUAGGCAACAAGAUCGACCUGGAGAACAGGCAGGUGACGACGAAGCGAGCUCAGGCCUGGUGUCAGAGUAAGAGCAGUAUCCCCUACUUUGAGACCAGCGCCAAGGAAGCCAUCAACGUGGACCAGGCUUUCCAGACCAUCGCCCGCAACGCCCUCAAACAGGAAUCGGAGGUGGAGACGUAUGAUUUUCCUGAUCAGAUCAAACUGAGAGACGACAAACCAGCCUCCUCUGGGGAUGGCUGCAGCUGUUGAGAGAGGGGGGAGAGGGAGAGGGUGGG
Messenger RNA from Megalops cyprinoides (Indo-Pacific tarpon), 869 nucleotides. RefSeq lists its product as uncharacterized. The transcript has 6 exons. The record is from RefSeq and is a predicted model, not a curated record. The coding region runs from base 226 to 843 and encodes 205 amino acids. Gene Ontology annotation, biological process: endosome to lysosome transport; phagosome-lysosome fusion. Gene Ontology annotation, molecular function: GTPase activity; GTP binding. Gene Ontology annotation, cellular component: lysosome; phagocytic vesicle; late endosome. Lineage: Eukaryota; Metazoa; Chordata; Actinopteri; Elopiformes; Megalopidae.